GUCUUAAUUUAAUAAAUCAUGAAUUCACUCAAAAUUUUAAGAUAGGACUUUUUAAUGUGUGCAUUUUGUUCAGGUAGCCUAUUUUAAGUAAUGUAAUAAUUAUGUCAGGGAAAGCAAUAAUUAUGUUAUAUUUUGACUAUUUACAAACACUGGGUGAAAUACGUAGGUGAAGGGUGAGGGCCUUAUCAUUGGUCAGUCUGGGGACAAACGUAUGAAGGCUAAUGAAUGGUUUUUUGGUUUGUAUGUUUUGUUUUAAAUUGAGUGGGGUACAAAUACACUAUUAAAUCUCUUCCGCACAAUAAUAACUUAAACACGACUAGGGCUACUCAAAACUAUCUAAACACUGUUUAUGUUUUAUUAGUCACCAAAACAUGUCAAUUUCUGUCCUCCCUCCAAAGCAAUGCCGCGACAAAAUACCUCACUUCCGGGUCUUCCGGAUGUUCCAUUUGGAUGCUUUUUCUAGACGACUUGUAUCGGUAGAUACAAACAUUAACACGCUGUGUAACAUACACAUAUGCGAACUGACAGGCGAGUACUGAUGAAUCCCUGUGUCUGAGAGCAUUCAGAGGGUUAAUGAAUAUGUGACUCCCGUGAGCCGUCCAGCCUGUCUCGCAUGGUCGUAGGUCAUCCCCUUCCUCUAGGGAACCAUGUCUAAUGAAUGGGGGACCUGGGGCAGCGAUGGAGGGCAAAGGUGGGGUGCAGGUUUUACAGUCCAAGGAGAGGUAGAUUUCACAAAGGAUCUUCAAAGAAGAGAAGAGUGGUCGGACAUCUCUGAAGACGAUAGUCCUGUUAUUUAUGCAGACAUCUCACGUUCAGAGGAAUAUCAUUACCAUGUCGUCCAGCCAAAGAGGACAGAGUUGGACAGCACGUCUUUGACCCACGAAACAUCUGUUGCUAUAGAUGCAAGUGAAGGAGUUCCCAACAAGGAUGAAACACCAACAGCAUCAAGCCUCCCAUCUCAAGAAGGGGUUGUUUGGAGGCAGCUGCAACAAGGUGACUCCCCUGAAGUUGCUUCAGAGAGCACUGAGUACCCAGUUGCAUCAUAUCCAUCAGUGUUCUGCCAGAUGAAGGAAGAAAAGACUGAGGGUUGUUCUUUGGAUGAUGGAGGAACUUUAGAGGAAGAGGAACAGAAGAAAAGCAGAGACGUGUCCGUUAUUCAACAAACAGUCGCUGCAAAAAAACACAAGGGGGACCUAUCCAAGAACGGCUAUCGCCAAGGCUUUGAACUUGAGAGGGAGGAAUCAGCAACAAGCAACUUGGCCAAUGGACCAUCAGCAAACCUAGAAACACUGGAAACAACUCAGAAGGGUCUUUUGUCACUGGAUGAACCUCAUGCACCAGACCCAUGCUCUUCAGGUCAAAAACACUAUAAUGUGAUGUUGCCAGUGCCAGGUGCUUCCAUGUCUUAUAGAGAGGGACAACCUGAGAGCACAGUAGAAUCUGGGCAUAACAGUGCCAUGACUUCAAGGGAACAAGGUGGGUCAGCUGUUACGGUUUUUCCCUCCAGUUCUGAGUUCUCAUUGGAACCCUUUGACUCACAGCAGUGUGAUGCAAACCCUGAAUGUAAAAACCUCAAUGUGCCAUCAGUAAAAGAAAUGUCGGUGUCUAGUAGAGAAUCACCUCCUACCAGAUCUGACGAGAAGAGGAUACUCGUGGCUGAUCAGCAUUUCUUGAAAGAAUGUGGAGAGGUAAACAGGCUUGAUAUGCCUGGUCAGGGAAGCGCAGAGGUUAUGCAGCAUCCAACUUUGGCAUUGGCAGGAAUGGACAGUGUGAAAGAUAGAGAUAGUACACAGUUAGGUAUGGGGCUUGUUGUAUUACUGAAGAAACCAAAACGGAAAGUUGGACGGCCGUUGAAGAAAAAAACCCUCUUAAAGAUGGCAAAACUUCUAAACAUAGCUCAAGAAUGGGGGGGAGACACUAAAGAUACACACUUGGGGCAGAAUGACAUGCAAAGACAGAAUGCCCACCUUGACUUUCCAAAUGAGCAAAGCCUUCCAUGUAACCUUAGUAUAUCUCCACUACCUAAAAGCCACAUUCAAGUCCCAAAAGUUAAUUCAUCCAAGUCUUUGAAAGCUCUUUUGGGAAAUUCCAGCCAACAUGAAGACUGUAGGAGUCGCCCCAAAAAUAUUGGACAGGCUACACGACGUAAAGCAAAAUCUAAGAAAGCGUCAUGCAAACAGGAAGGAACUCAAGAGUCAUUCAUUUUUAGUGUUCCUAAAGAUCCCCAGGUGGUACCAGAAACUGUGCUGGCUCAAGAGACCGGUCAGUCAGCAUCUCGCUGCCCAAAGAGCACCAAAAAAACACUUAAGAGAAAAACAUACAUGAAUAUAGAAGAGUGCAAAGAGGACAGCCUGGAGCAACCCACUGGUAGCCAAAGCAGAGGUAGGACAUUACUGCUGAAACCAGUACACCUGCCAGCAAUAGAUGACGCUCAUGCCAUACAACAGUCCUCUAAACCACGUAGGAAUGCCAAGAAAAGCUUGAAAGAAGAAAGCAAGGAUUUGAGAGACACUUGUGAAGAGAAAUGUAAUCUUCCCGUGAAAGAUUUUGUCCUUGACUCUCAGACCUCUGGAGCUGGUGUACCUCCACAUAUGCAUACAACAUUGGAACUGCCAAAGAAACCGCAAAAGAAGAUAUCCGCCAAGUCUUGGAAGGCCGAUCUUCAGGCAAGUCUUCCACAGCACAGUGCUGACCCACGGAUUAUCUCCCCACAGAAGGAGCUUGAAAAUACGAUUGUAAUUGAAGAGACAACUAAAAGAGCAAAUAAACGAGGCCGGGGUAGAAGUGCCCCUCCAAAGGGAAAAAAUACUGCAAAGGAUUAUAGAACUGAUACACUGAAUGAACCAGAAUUGCCAUGUGAAGAUAUGGAUGCAAAUGAGUUGCAUAUCAUGACACAUAAAGACACAAAUCACAGAGUAGUAAGUACUUCUGAUGUACAUGAAGCUGAAUGUAUUGAUACUGGUUUAGAGAGGCUUAGUGUUCCUAUGGAAACGCAAACCAGUGCAAAGGACCUGAGUAAACAGGGUAGAGGUCCAAAGAGGAAAGGUAACUCCAAGGCGAAGAGGAAAGUAACACCUAAAGGAAGUGCAGAGCAGAAUAACCCUUAUGAUCCAACUUCUAUGAUCGAAAAAACUGUGCUCCCUGAAACACACGGUUCUCCGAAGCUGUCCAAACAAGCACCAAAACAGAAUACUAAGAAAACAUCUAAAAAGAAGGCUGUUAAAGACAAAGGACAAGAUGGCAUGGCACAGAUAGACUCUUACGGCCCACCACUCAAAAAAGAUGCCUUGUGUUGCAAAGAACAUACUGGUCAGAGUCUCACCAUUUCACAGCCCCCAUUGAGAGAAAAGAAAGCAAGAAAGCGGAAAGCAACAGAUUAUGGAGAAAAUGGCUUGAAUCUGAAUAACUACAGUGUAGAGCAGAUACCCAACCCGGACACCUUCACAUUCAAUGAAUUAAACCCUUCCAUUCCACAACUUAAAUCAGUCAAACUAGAGUCUAACAUUGAGCCCACACCAAAAAUACAUGGAUGCAGUCGUCCCAAAAAAGCUUUGAAAAAGGAAAGAAAAAAGAAGGCCAAGUCCCUGGGUGCUUCACAGCCAGUUUUGAUAGAGGACUUUUUGUUAAACACAGACACUGUAAACCUCACAACUCAGGUUCCUCGGUUUACUUUAACAAAACAGAGGAGAUCACAUAAGAAAAAGUGUGAUUUAAAAGAGGAGAGCAAGUUGUCAGAAUUCGACAACAAUACAGCCUUACAAGGCAGAUGUGUCGUGCCACCACAAAAAACACAAGAAACCCCAAAAGGCAGCCGUUCCAGAAAGAAAGUUAUAGUUCCCAAGGUGGAGUCUGCUUUCCAGGACAUAGCAUUGAAUAUAAUGACUGCUGAAACAUCCCCUAAAACCAAUACCCCAAGAAAAAUGAAGGAAGAGGUGGUGAUGCUUAAAGAGGAACAUGUUGCAAAUAGAAGUUUUGACUUUGCAGAGGAAGAGUUUCAUGUUCCUGUCAUAAAAGUCACUUCCAGGAAUGACGUUUCACUUAAAAGGAUGAAGCCCAAACAGAGUUGCAUGAAGAAGUGUAAAAAAGAUACCAACAGCAGGACCAAACAGGCUGCAAAAACUGCUGGAACAAAAUCUAAAACAUCUCCGGAAAGACUGGAAAGCUUCAGCAACUCCCUGUCAGAAUUCCCUGUAAUAAAGCCUGAACCUUUUGCUAUGCCGCUUUCAGCCACUAAACCUGUGAAGAAACUCUCGAGCAGACGAAGAAUUCUAAAAUCCCCUUUGAAACAGUCAGAUGUAGCACUCAGUGAUGUACCGAAACUGAAAGAAAACAGCAGUGGUGAUAACAUUGAUGAGCAACAUGAUGGUAAAUGCACAGAGAUAAAACUGGAACAGGCAGAAUUUGCAUUGUCUGCAGUAGACAUCGGACAUCCUGCCCGUUUACAGCAGAGCUCUACAAUACAAACAGGUUCCUUGGCGAUGUUGAAACGAAAAGCUGGUAGACCAUUCAAGAAAAAGACGCUGUUAAAAAUGGCUAAGAUUUUUGAAAUAGUUCAGGAAGAUGGGUCUAAUUCUACAGAAACUUGUGGCAUCACUGACUGUGCUGAAAGAAUGCUUCUAAAAAACCAGCAUCGGCCACCAAGAGUGAAGAAAGAAAAGGAGACCAAACCAGUAGUCACGCCUACAAGAAGGUCACUUCGAACUGUUGUUUCUGGUAGGGCAGAGAGCAACCUUCAUUCUUCGUCAACAAUGUCCAUGGACAUUGAUCAGAAGGGAAAUACUGAUUCAUCAUGUUCAAGUACUUUAAAUAGACAGUCUUCGUCUGAAAAGUGCUUCAAUAAGACAUUAGCUUUAGACUCUAAUAAAACUGCAGUGGAUGAGACUGAUCAUCAGGAACCUCAGAAGGAGACUCAAGUUGAGACCACAGCUGUGAUGGCUCUGAAGGGAAAGAGAAAAACUAAAUCAUGGCAUACUAAGAAAAGAAAGGUGGGGUGGAGAAAGCUCUGUCAACAGUUGGCUAGUGUUACUGCUGCACAAGAGGAGGUCCUUCUUUCAAGUAAUGCAGAUGGUAACAACAUAGAUGUUUCAUGUAAGGUCUUAUCUCUCCCUGUGUCAUGUAAAGAGGAAGUACAUGAGCAUGCCAUUUUGCACAACUCAAACACCUCAAAGGCAGUAUCUGGAACACAGCUUCACACCCUGGAUGCCCUUUUAACUGGUUUAGAGAAAAGGUCCAAAUUAAGACCAUCCACAUUAACACAGAAGAAAAAAGAAAGAAGAUGUAGAAACGGGGAAACAACUUUGUCUUUAGUGGAAGAUGCUGGGGUCUCGUUGGAGGUUGCAGCUUUGCCACCCAACCAAGGGAGAGAUGAUGCUGAACUCCUUGCAGUGCAGUCUUUAACCAAAGUGAAACGGAGUGGUCGGACCUACAAAAAGAAGACCUCUGUGAAAAAGUCUAAGUUGAUGGCAGUUGAGCAGACGGUAUCUGAACUUAAGGAAUCCCAACUUCAAGCAGUAAGCUUGCAUUUUCCCCAAGACGUCACAAAGGUAAAGACAGAAGAAUGUGAGCAGUCAGUGUCAGUGGCACAAGCCUCAAAGUUAAGGAGGUCUUUACGUAGUUUAUGUUCAGCUCCAUUCUCUAUAGUUGACCAGGAGCAAAGUCAACCCACACAGAACCUUGAUGAGACAACACUGUCCUCCAAGUCUUUUGUUCUGGAAGCCAAAACGGAGAUGCUGAGAAACGUAUCCUGCAAUGAAAGGGAAGUGAAAGAUGAUGACCUUUCCCUUGAAAAACAAUAUGAUGAUUUAACCCUUCCCUGUCCAAAUGUUCAGCAAGCAGCCCCUAUGCCUGGACAGUUAAAGCGAAAGAAAAUAAGGAAGGGACAGAAGCGAAAACUCAGUUCUAGAACCUCUGGAAUAGUGGAAUCUGCCGAGAUCACAGACACAACAAUUAGUUCAGAUGCUUCCCUCACAGUUGCCUUCAACACUUACGACUGUCAAAGUACAUCUUUUGAACAUGAAAAUGUUUCGAUGAAAAGUAAAAUGAUGAUAGAGGAGCCUGUGAAAGGUGAAACUGAGGCACCUGUCCGACCAAAAAUGAAAAAAGGAGGCAAGGAGAAGAGGGCACAGAAUAAGACCUCAUCUGACGUCGAUUCAGAAAUGGGGAAUGUCAGCAUUCAUGAAAACCACACGAUUACACCAGAUUUGAAGAAGAAUCAUGAUCAAGAAUCAAGAAAAAUUGUGAACAGCUCAGAAGCCCCUCUGAGAAGAUCUAGCCGAGCCUCUAAAAUUCACUCACCUUUUCACCGCAGUGAAGAAUAUACAUCUGCAGUUGGUGAAACGACCUCCUUUCCUGCUAAAGACAGCCAAGAUGUUAUUCAAAGCUCAGACAAAACACUUCAUCCCUCUAAAACAAUCCCAGCUGUCCCUACAGAGGAACAAGUGGUGUCUGCUGUUUCUUCUGACACUGCUGAAAUAUCAGUCUCAGACAUAGGUUGUGAACCUGACCUAGAAACAAGAACACCUGUAGAUCGUGAGAUCACCCCAGCUCAAGAUUCAAGUCCACCUGUGAGUAAAACAGCAGAAGCACAACACCUAAUUGUGGAAAAGAAAAAGCGCCGUAGAAAAAAAAAGAGAAGGAAAUCAAAAACAAAAGGAACUCAUAAUGCUGUGCAAGUGAUUGAACAACCUGUUGUCCAAAAUAAAGAGGCAACUGUGAUUACAGAGGUAAAUGAGAAUUUUGCACACUAUAGACAGUUGAAUGGUUCUCAGCCUCAUGGUGAAAUAUCAUUUGCAUCAGAACCUCUGGAGGAUUCUGAAGUGGAAUCUCAUCCAACUGAUGGAGACAUUUUUGUAAAGACAGUUAAUGUCUUAGUUGACUCUGGCUGUCAAACAUCAGUCUCCCUGAAUAUGCUUUCCUCUUCUCAAGUAACAGUUCAAACAGUUGAUGGAUGCACACAGUAUUCUGAGGAUUCUGAGUGUAGAGAGCAACGAAUAAUAUCUAAAUUCCCAGCAGGUCAGAAUGUGAAACAGCAAUUAGCCAAAAAGGCAAGAACAUACAUUAUGUGCAGGUUCUGUGGACGUUCUUUUCGCCACAUCUCUGCAUACACUGUUCACCAGCGGCUUCACACGGGUGAAAGACCCUAUCAGUGUCAGCAGUGUGGAAAGAGGUUUGCCCAACUUUCGAAAUUAAAACUCCACAGGAACGUGCAUAAAGUACCAGGACUCAUACAGUGCCCAUGCUGUAGCCAGCGAUUCUCCAAAAAAGAACAACUUAUCUCCCAUUUUAAAGUUCACCUUCCCAAUGCAGGUCACAUCAGUUCAGAUGAGAAAAGUGGCCAGGCAUCCCACGCUAAACCUUCCGCUGGCCUGGCUAAUUUAUCGGAGGGGGUCUUUAACUGCCCUGUGUGUGGGAAAGACCUCCCCAGUGAGCGAAAACUGCACAUUCACAAGCGCACUCACAAAGGAGAGGGCCUGUCUUGCAAAGACUGUGGAAAGACUUUCAGCAAGCCAUCUAGCCUGAGCGCUCAUGAGAGAGUCCACUGGCCCCUCCAGCCGUAUGCCUGCUCAGUCUGUGGAAAGGGUUUCAGUAAACUGCAGGUACUGAAGAUCCAUUCUCUUGAGCACACAGGAGCGACCCCUUUCUUCUGCUCUCAUUGUGGCUACGCUUGCAAUGAUCUACCAACGCUGAGGGCACACCAGGCCUCCAGGGUUUGCUUUUCAAAGAAGCCAAACGACAUCGAGGGCUUCCUGGUCCAGAUGGGAGUGGAUGGUCAGGUGAAUACACCAAGCCUUUUCAAAUGCCACUUGUGCAAGAAACUUCUAAACCACUGGUGCCAGUACAUCCUCCAUCUGCAAACGCACACAAAGGCUCACCCUUAUCUAUGCGAUACAUGCGGCCAGAGUUAUGAGAGGGACUCAGAUGUAAGGGCUCACUGCAGAGAUUGCUGCAGGUCUAGUGGUGAGGAGAAGGCCUGCAGUGGACCCUUGUCUGACAUUUGGAACAGUCAAGAAACAGAGAAAAGCGCUCAGAUUUCUCAGGAGCCAGAUUCCCCAGAACAUAUGAACGAGCACUGUUUGAUUUUGAACGAUCAGUCAUUCGCCUCUCAAGACAAUUCUCCAGUCCGUCCAGACAUGCUAGGAGAGGACCUUCCCCAAAGUAAAAGCCCACAUCCAAUCCCAUCCUGUACGGAGGAUCCGGAUCCUCCCAGUCCUGGCAACUCUCAGCCACCUUCUCCUACUCGUUCUGAUGUUAGCAUUUUAUCCUCACAUCCAUCUCUUGACUGCUACGUUGUGUCCUCUAUUCGUGCCCGCACAAGGACUUCACACAAGAGGUUUGACUGUCAACACUGUGGGCAGACAUUUAGGCUGUCUAGUAUUUUACAUGCCCACUUGCAAACACACUUAUCUGGCAACAAGUAUACUUGUGGACUCUGUGGUCGUGUUUUUCAAAGGUGGCACCGGCUGUGGUUGCACCAACGCCUUCAUCAAGAGAAGGGCCGAUCCUUCUCAUGCUCAGAGUGCAACAUACAGUUUCGUUUUCUGAAUUUGUACAGGGAGCAUCUACGGGAACAUGCGGAGCACAGACCUUAUGCCUGUCCACUGUGCCUAGAAACAUUCCUUAGCGAAGGAAGCCUCAACACUCAUCAGUGUGAGAAUCACAGGCCCUGUCAAACACUAAAAUGCGAGGUUUGCGGAAAGGGUUUUUCCAGUUUGAGAAACUGGGUGAAACACAGUCUGCUUCACAAUGGUCGCAGUUCCCACAGUUGCCUCCUGUGCAAUCAGUCAUUCUCCAACAACCGUGCCCUGCAGGAUCACUUGAAGAAGCACAACAACGACCUCCGCUUCCCAGCAUCUGAAAUUCCGUCAGAGCCUCUUCUGUUUCCGCAUCAAUGCUGGAUGUGUAAUGCCAGCUUUUCAACUGGAGAGCUGCUCUAUGCUCAUCAGAUAUGCCAUGCUGUUGGGGGAAAGCCUCCAGCCAGGCCAAGGGGUGCCCCUACUGGCCACAGAACCACCAAUGGUGUCAUGAGGACAAUGCCCCCACCCACUGUUCCGGAGCCUUCUUCUGUUCCAGAACCAGCUGCGCCAGAACAAGUUCCUGUUCCGGAGAUCAGAGAUGAAAGCUUGUUUGUCUACGCCCAUCCUGACAGCCUCUAUGUAGUACCAGACCCCUCACCACCACCGCCUCCUCAUACCCACUCCUUUUCAUGGUCCGGUGGUCUGUCUUCAUCCCAAGCUACAAACCUCACCUCAUCACAGCAGGUUAUUGUCCUGGAUGAGGAGGUUAACCUCGGAGACACGGCAGACACCAGCCAAAGUGCUCCUGGCACCAGUCAAACCAUUCCCAACUCCAGUUCAAAUGAAGAUGGAAAUCUACCUCAAACCAGUAGCCAACAAAGCAUUAAUAAGUUGCUGUCAGGGUCAACCUCAUCCCCAAUCCAAGCAGGUUCUUCUGCUAGUAGUCUUCGAGACGAACCGACUCUUAGCCUCCAGGUCCAACACACACUCCCUCCCAGACACAACAAGUCCAAAGAUGCUGGCAAAAGUUUCUCAAUCACUGUACAACUACAGGACACAAGGGGCUUUGAAUGUGCUGAUUGCAAUAUAUCCCUUUCCAGUGUCACACAACUACAUAAACAUUACCUAAAACAUGCUAAAGGAGUGCUGGGAAAAAUUCACAUUUAAAAGUUUUUUGUUACUUUAUUAUAUACAUUAAAUUGACAGGUUGAUUUCAUUGUAGUGCCUAUAACAGACUUGUUUUCUGAAUACCUCAGGUAGCAGUACCAUCACUUUAACAGCCUAUUGAACUUAGUAUCAAUAACGAAUGUCUUUUUUAUGAGUGUUUAAAAUGAUAAAUGAUACAUGUUUUCAUUGUUAUGUUUAAAACUGUCCACCAGUAUAAGCCUUCACAGUGUUUCCUUGAUCUGCAGUUUUUUCCUCAUUGAAUGUUGUAAUACUACUCAAAUAUAUAUUUUUUAUCAGUGGCUUCACAUUUGCCGUCCUAACAUGUCUACACUGUAAUCACUCUUGUCAUGUCCGUUUUUUUUUUAUCUUCUAUUUAGGCCUUUAAAACUACUGCCCCAUUGUGGGUGCUGCUCUUGCAAAAGAUGUAACACGCAUUUAGGUUGUAUCAUUCAUAUGUAAAUAUCUGCGAUGUCACUAUUUUUUUCUAAAAUUACUGGGAAACCUGUAUGUAGACAUUGCAUAUACUGUCAACUGUGUAUUCGAUUCCUACAAGCUGCAUUGAGAAGUGUCUUUUUCUUAUACCUUGUAUACAGCGGACUGUAUCGUAGAAGUAGCAUUUCCAGUUAUGGCCGCUUUUCUUUUUUUAUACCCCAUCAGCAAUGUGAAGCAUAUCAAUUCCAAUGAAAAAAAAAUUAAUGUUGCAGUUAAAUGUAAGACUUCAUCUGAUCCACAGAAAUGCACAUACAUAUUUACCGGUCAACAAAUCUGAAACACAACUGUUACCGAUAAAUGUACAUGUACAGUCUUCUAAUUUCUUGUCACUUCGUCUACUUUAAAACUAUUUUAUAAAUAAAGUGUAAAAUAGUAACUCUGUUGUAUUUGAAGCACGCUCCAUCAGUUGCCAUGUCUGGCAUCAUCAUUCUCUCAAGUAUUCCCCUAUUACACCUCUUGAGGCACUCCAUACCAUAUCAAACCACAAGGAAGAGUACCAGUGAUCGCAUGUAGGUCUCAUCCUUACAGCAGUACCAACUGACUGAUUUCCCAUUGUGUCCUGACUGAAUAAACAAGGUCUGACACUAAAAUGCCUUUUGCAGGAUGGGCCAUGAUCUUAAUUUUGUUUACAGCAUGGCUUUUGAAUCUGGAUGGUUCUUAUCGGUCAGGCAAAUGUACCACAGAAAAGAGGAUGGUGCCACUGCACUUUGUUCUCAGGACUGGGUAAUCUUAAUGGGGUGUAAUGUUACUGGUUAAUCUUGAGUCAGUGUUUCAAG
Clupea harengus (Atlantic herring) is the source of this 10948-nucleotide messenger RNA. RefSeq lists its product as uncharacterized. Gene Ontology annotation, biological process: regulation of transcription by RNA polymerase II. Gene Ontology annotation, cellular component: nucleus. Gene Ontology annotation, molecular function: RNA polymerase II cis-regulatory region sequence-specific DNA binding; DNA-binding transcription activator activity, RNA polymerase II-specific. NCBI's taxonomy places the organism in Eukaryota, Metazoa, Chordata, Actinopteri, Clupeiformes, Clupeidae. The record is from RefSeq and is a predicted model, not a curated record.